This is a messenger RNA of Chelmon rostratus (copperband butterflyfish), 4110 nucleotides long. RefSeq names its product tumor necrosis factor receptor superfamily member 14-like. Bases 1506 to 2156 code for a protein of 216 amino acids. The record is from RefSeq and is a predicted model, not a curated record. The transcript is spliced from 8 exons. NCBI's taxonomy places the organism in Eukaryota, Metazoa, Chordata, Actinopteri, Chaetodontiformes, Chaetodontidae. Gene Ontology annotation, biological process: positive regulation of cytokine production involved in immune response; defense response to Gram-negative bacterium; positive regulation of peptidyl-tyrosine phosphorylation. Gene Ontology annotation, molecular function: protein binding. Gene Ontology annotation, cellular component: external side of plasma membrane.
CAUUGUCUUUGCAGUGUACAGAUACACAAAGUAGUCCAACCUGAAUUUCCUGCACUGUCCUACAGACUGAACUCACUGACUACAUUAGUGCUUCUCUACAUUCUGGAUCAGCCUGCAGUAAUGACUUGGAGCAAAUGACAGACUUGUCUUUGUGUGCAUCGUCUCCAGACUCUUCGUUCACUGACAGUGAGCUGAUGACUGAAGACUCUUCAUUGGCUCAAUGAACGUCUCUGCCACAGUUUUUAUGUGGUCACUUGCAGCGGAUCACCCUCAUGUCACUGCACCUGCAGGCUUUAUUGAUCUUCUCUGGUGGUCACACACAGCUCACAGUUGGAUCUGGACAACAGACAGACUGAAACUGGACUUUAUCUGUUAUAAACCAGAACAAACUGCUGGAACAGAGGACAGUGGAGAAGUGUCUUGAAGUCCAACAUGAUGGGACAAAGGGUUGCUUUAAUCAAAAGAUGGAUGGUGUGCACUGUCCAUGUACAACCCCAGGUGGGUAUAUGUGCUGGACAAAAGUGGGAAAUAGUCAAAUGAGGUCGUCCACAUGUUGAAUAUUUCAAGUUUCAGAUAGAUUCAUGAGGCAUUAAAAGGCCCUUUAUGGUUGAAACAUUAAACUCCUGGGAGCUGAUAAUAUUCAGCAUGUGGACUGUUUUUAUCCUGUAAAUGAGUUCAAAUUGUAACUGCUGACUCAGCUACCUGAUAAAAACAACAUGAAGUUUGAGGUGUUUUGCAGACAGUAAUGACUUUUAGUAUUAGUCAAACACAUUGUGUAUCAAGGUAUUUGCUGCACAUUUACAAUUCAGUUUUGGUGGUGAUGUUCAAGUCCCGAAGCCAAACAGAUAUCAAUGAAUUUGGUUGCAUUUAUUGGGAUUUCUUCCAAAAACAGCCACAUUUUGGGUAAGAAUAUUUCCUUCGCCAUGAGCACCAGACAAAAAAGACUUAAAGUAAAGUUAACAGUACUUCAAAGCUUAAAAUAGAUCCAGAGCUUGAGUAAAUGUGCUCAGAACCUGAGAACCUUGUACAUCAGACACUCACUGUAAAAUCUUUCAUACCUGUUAUAUUUACAGAAAACAAGCUGAAGAGCAGUCACCAAGUGGGUUUAUAAAAUACAUCUGAACUGAGAAGCACAGACCUGAAGACCAAAUGCGUUCUGGAGAAUCAGAGUUCACAUCACGUUAACGCUGAGGGUCAACCUGUUGGGCUGCUACUCAGUGUGUGGGGCUGCAUUUGUGCUCAUGAGGUGACGUUGAUCGCUGUGUUGAGGUCUUCGUCUUGAGGUUUUAUCAAGAUGUAACCUUUUGGCAGAUCGUGAAUCGUCGGCUUUAACUGCAGCAGCAACCACAGCGCUGAGUGUGACUGAAACCACAGAGCAGGAAGUACACACGGGGGUUUCCGGUGCGGGAGACACUAAGUUUCGUCACCAUUUAUUUAAUUUCUGUCCUAACAGCUUAACUGUUGUGUCCAAAACUUCAUGAAAUAAUGUGAGGGCACGCGUUAUAAUGCUUUCGACGUUGGUUGUGUUCGGUUAUGUCGCCGCCUUCACGGUGCCAGUCUUGUGCUGUCGUCCUAAGGAAUACACAGCGAGGGAUGGGCAGUGCUGUCCGAUGUGCCAUGAAGGUACAGUUGUUCGAAGAGACUGUACACCACAGUCAGGCACACGAUGUGGCCUCUGUGAGGAUGGGACUUUCAUGAACCAGCCCAAUGGUCUGUAUUCAUGUUUCCCCUGCACCUCCUGUGACCCAGGUCAGGGCCUCUUUGUUCAACAGGAGUGCAAAGCAGCGAGCGACACAGUUUGUGAUGUGUCAAGUGGAUAUUUCUGCGUAAGUUUAACAGAUGAUACAGGCUGCAGUUUGGCAGAGAAACACAAACACUGUACACCUGGUCAGAGGAUAAAAGAACCUGGAACCAGCAGAACUGAUACAGUGUGUGAGCUUUGUCAGCCAGGCUAUUUUUCACAUGAUGGCGUCAACUGCACGGCUUGGACUAUUUGCUCAGAAAACCAACUAAAGGUCAAAGAAGGAAGCACGAGCAGCGACGUUGUCUGUGCGACUGCUUCAAGAAAUCACUACUGUUAUAUAUCUGGUUUAUUAGCAUUUUUAACAAUUGUUGGGCUUGUGAUCACAGGCAAGUUUACAUCGAAAAACAUUUAGACUCCAGUACAGGAGAUUGGUGAUCCAUCCCAUCAUCAUCAAAAGAAAGACAAAUUCUUGUUUUCCUAUUGUCAAUAAUCCUGUGAAGUAUUUUAUUUGCCCCCUUUCUGAUUUCUUAUUUUUUUGCAUAUUUGUCACACUUAAAUGUUUCAAAUCAUCAAACAAAUUUUCAUAUUAGACAAAGAUAACCUGAGUAAAUACAAAAUGCAUUUUCUUUACAAUUUUGUUUAUUAAGGGAAAAAAGCUGUCCAAAACCUACCUGAGUAAAGUUGGAACAGUGGUGAACCUUCCCAGGAGUGGCCAGCCUAUCAAAUUUACUCCCAACAGCACAUUGACGACUCAUCCAGGAAGUCACAAAAGAACCCAGAACAACAUCUAAAGAACUGCAGGCCUCACUUGCCUCAGUUAAGGCCAUUGUCCAUGAUUCAACAAUAAGAGAGAGACUGGAUGAAAAUGGCAUGCACGGGGUCUGAGGCAAAAACCACUGCUGACCAAAACGAACACAAAGGCUCGUCUCAGAUUCAGCAAAAAACAUUUUGAUCAUCCCCAAGACAUUUGGGAAAAUGCUCUGUGGACUGAUGAGAAAAAAGGUUUUGGAAGGUGUACAUCUCGUUACAUCUGGCGCAAAACUAACACAGCAUUUCAUAAAAAGAACAUCAUACCAACAGUCAAACAUGGCAGUGGCAGUGUGAUGGUCUGGGGCUGCAUUGCUGCUUCAGGACCUGGACAACUUGCCAUAGUUGAUGGAACCGCGAAUUCUGCUCUCUACCAGAAAAUCCUGAAGGAGAAUGUCCGGCCGUCAAUUCAUGACCUCAGGCUGAAGCGCACUUGGCUUAUGCAGCAGGACAAUGAUCAGAAGCACACCAGCAAGUCCACCUCUGAAUUGCUUAAAAAGAAACAAAAUGAAGGUUUUGAAGUGUCCAAAGUCCAGACUUAAAUCUGACUGAGAUGCUCUGACCUUAAACAGGCCAUUCAUGCUUGAAAACCCUCCAAUGUGGCUCAAUUAAAUCAAUUCUGUAAAGAAGAGUGGGCCAAAAUUCCUCCACAGCGACGUUGAAGCCACUUGUUGCCGCCCAACUUGUUCUCAGGGUUAGGGGCUAUUACUUUUUCACAUAGGGCCAGAUAGGACAGCUUUUUCCCCUUAAUAACCUUGUCAUUUAAAAAAAUGCAUUUUGUAUUUAUUCAGGUUGUCUUACCAUUCAUGUAAGAUACUGGAAAAGAUGUUUUUAGUGCAAAUUAACUCUCUCUAAUUAACUUUCUUCAAGACAAUAAUAACCUGGAAGAAUUUCACUGAGACUUCAGAACAGACCACAGCACUGAAACCACUCUGACCAUACUAAUCAGUGACCUGAGACUAAAUUUUGAUGAAAAUAAGGUCUCAGUUCUUGUCCUCUUAGACGUCAGGCAGCUGUCUUGGUCCAUUACUGUUCUCACUAUGCAUGCAGCCAGACUUGGUGAUAUCGUCAGAGAGAACAGUGUAUGUUUCCAUAGUUAAGACGAUGACAUGCAGCUGUACAUUUGUGUUGAACCACCUGAUGCUGCAGAUGAAUAAAUAAAUGGAUGAACAAUAAUUUCUUGAAGUUAAAUGAGGACAAAACUGAAAUCCUGUGACUGGGCCCUAAAACAAAAAGAGAAAUGCUGUUCAAUUUUCUGGGGAAAUGAACUCCCUGGAUUAAAUAUGAGGCUACAACCAGAAGAUUUACUAGCACUGAACUAACAGAAACCAUCUGAAACAGUCCAGUAGACAAAGAAGCACCAUAAUGGUAACGUUACUUAAUGCACUAACUUAUGACUUUGGGGCUUUUUCUCCAUUUACAAUCAAGUGGGUUUUAUUUUCCACCUUAUUUUUUUAUGUAAUUUUCUAUUUAUGUCUUUUUUAUGUUAUUUGUUCUAAAACACUGAGCUGAAAUUUUGCUUUGAAAGAUGCUUUCCAAAUAAAGUUAUUCAUUUUUAA